AUAAGCAGGGUUUUAGACAUUAUUGACAUUUGGUUUUGCUUUUAAUAGGUGUAAAGUUGUGACUACCAAAUAUAUGACAUGUAAUUUUGUCUUAUCCUCUGGUGUUAUUCUGUCCUCAGCGCUCGCCUUGGCCUGUGCAUCUUAUGUUUGAGUUUUGCUGGCAGCAUCAUGUGUGAAUGUACCCCAACUUCCCUAAGGGACCUUCUGUUAGCAGUGUGCAGGCUGUGACAAACUUGCUUUGUCCUCCGGAGAAAGACAAGGGGAGUUUCUUCUCCCCCGCAGGUGCCAUGACCCAGCAGCCCCGGGAGGGCUUUGACAGGAGCGUGGAGGAGGCCCGCGCAUGGAUGCAGGCGGUGAAGGAGCGGCUGCAGGUCAAUGACAACACCCAGGGGCCCCUGGCGGCCCUGGAGGCCAGACUGCAGGAGACUGAGAAGAUCUGCCGGCUGGAGCCAGAGGGGCAGCUGAAGGUGGGCCUGGUGCUGCGAGCUGCCGAAACCCUCCUUGCAUGCUGCCUCGAGGACCAGCGGCCCGAGAUCCUGGCCCAGCUGAGGGACCUCAAGGACCAAUGGGAGGAGACGGUCACAUACAUGACUCACUGUCACAGCCGCAUCGAGUGGGUCUGGCUGCACUGGAGGGAGUACCUGCUGGCCCAGGACGAGUUCUACCGCUGGUUUCAGAAGAUGGUGAUCGCGCUGGAGCCCCCGGCCGAGCUGCAGCUGGGUCUGAAGGAGAAGCAGUGGCAGCUGAGCAGUGCCCAGGUCCUGCAGCACAAUGUGAAGAACCAGGCUGAGCUCUUGGACAGGCUGCUGGAGGAGGCGGCCUCCCUGUUCAGUAGGAGCGGGGACCCCAGCGUGGACGAAGAGGCGCAGAGGAGGAUGAAGGCUGAGUACGACACAGUGAAGGCCAAAGUCCAGGACCGGGUGGACCUGCUGGCACGGGUGGCCCAGGACCACGAGGAAUAUCAGGUGGAUGUGGACGAGUUCCAGCUGUGGCUGAGGGCGGUGCUGGAGAAGGUGCAGGCCUGCGUGGGCAGCCACUGCCAGCUGUCUGCUGAGCUCCGUCUCUCCACCUUGCAGGACAUUGCCAAGGAUUUCUCCCAGGGCGAGGAGUCUUUGAGGAGGCUGGAGGCACGGUCUGCAGGCAUCAUACAGAACACCUCUCCCUUGGGCGCGGAGAAAAUCGCCAGGGAACUGGAGGAGAUGCGGAAGGUGCUGGAGAAGCGGCGGGUCCUCUGGGAGACGGAGAAGGCACAGCUGCAGGACCUGCUCUCAUCCAAGGGUGCCUGUGAGCAGCGGACCCGGCAGUUGGAGGUCGAGCUCGGAGAGUUCCAGAAGGGCCUCCAGAGGCUGGCCCAGGAAGGGCUGGAGGCCUCAGCAAUGGCGACGACAGCAGGGACUGAAGAUGAGCUGGUGGCCCGCUGGAGGCUCUACUCGGCAUCUCGGGCGGCACUGGCUUCAGAGGAGCCUCGGGUGGACUGCCUGCAGGCCCAGCUGAAGGAGCUCAUUGCCCUCCCCAGCCUGCAGCCGCUGUGUGACAGUGUGGUGUCCGCCAUCCAGGAAUACAAGAGCAUGAAGGGGAAGAGCACCAGGCAGUGCAAUGCCACCAGGAUAGCCCUGUGGCAGUGUUUCCAGCGACCCCUCCAUGAUCUGCAGCUGUGGCGGGCCCUGGCCCAGCGGCUCCUGGAUGUCACCGCCAGCCUGCCAGACCUGCCUUCCAUCCACACCUUCCUGCCCCAGAUCAAGGCCGCCCUGGCAGAAAGCUCCCGCCUGAAGGAGCAGCUGGGGUCACUGCCGCUGAAGAGGGAUCUGCUGAGCAGCGUCUUUGGCCAGGAGAGAGCCUCGGGCCUCCUGGAGCAGGUGGAGAGCUUCCUGCGGGACAGAGACCUGCUACACAGCGCCCUACUGCAGAGGAAAAGCAAGCUACAGAGUUCUCUUGCUCAGCACAAAGACUUUGGGGCUGCUUUCGAGCCCCUGCAGAAGAAGUUGCUGGAUCUCCGGGCCAGGGUCCAAGCUGAGAAAGGGCUUCAGCGGGACCUUCCGGGGAAGAAGGCCCAGCUCCUGCGACUGCAGGGCCUGCAGGAAGAAGGGCUGGAGCUGGACAUGCAAAUAGAGGCCAUGAGGCCUCUUGUCCAGGGGGAUUCCAGCCACCAGCCCAAAAUGGACCAGCUCUGCUCCGACACUUUCUCCCUCUCCUUCAUUCCUUUGUGUGACCUCGUGGACAGGUGUCAGCAGGGCGUGCAGGAGCAUUGCACCUUCAGCUGCCGGCUGCUGGAGCUGCAGCAGUGGAUCACCAGGGCCACACGGAUGCUGGAGUCACACCGAGGGGACGCGGGCCCAUGGAAUACCAAGUCCCGAGAGGCUGCGGUCGAGAUGCUGGUGGCUGAGCUCCCCGAGAAGGAGGUCUGCCUGGCCCUGGUGGAGGCGCACAGCCAGCUGGUGAUGGAAAAGUCUUCUCCGGAGGGCGCGGCCGUGGUCCAGAAGGAGCUGAGGGAGCUGGUGGAGUCCUGGCAGGCCCUGCGGCUGCUGGAGGAGAAUGUGUUGAGCCUCAUCAGAAACAGUAAGCUGCAGAACACAGAGGCGGACUCAGGGAAGAAGCUGGUUUUCACCAACAACAUCCCAAAGUCGGGCUUCCUCAUCAACCCCUUGGACCCUAUCCCCAGGCCACGGUGGCACAGGGCAAAUCCACUCGAGGAAGGUGAAGGCGGCGCUGAAGAUUUCUCCCAGCUCCUGAGGAAUUUUGAACGGUGGCUGCAGGUAGAAAAUUCCAAGCUGGUUAGAAGCAUUGCGAUGAGAGCCACCUCGGCCAAGGACACGAGAACCAGAGAAGCAAAGCUGCAGGAGCUGCAGGCACGAGUCCCAGAAGGCCAGCAGCUCUUCGAGAACCUCCUUCAUCUCGGGCCUGCGAGGGCAGCCCCAGAGGAGCUGGAAGACCUGCGCUACCGCUGGAUGCUGUACAAAUCCAGGCUCAAGGACGCUGGCCGCCUGCUGUCACCAAGUUCUCCGGGGGAGCUGGGCGGAUUCCAGAAGGCGCGGUGGUGGCGUGGCCCGUGCUCCCUGCUCCGGAAGGCAUGCUGCGUGGUGCUGUGGUUGCUUCUCUUGCUCCUGCUCUUUCUGCUGCUGCUCUUCCUGCUGCCAGCCGCGGAGGAAGCCCACAGCUGCACCCGGGCCAACAACUUCGCCAGCUCCUUGCUUCUCAUGCUCCGCUACAACGGUCCCCCACCCACCUAGCCUGCCGUGGGGUACAUAGUGACCUUCUCUUUCGGCCUCCAGCAGCUCCGGGGCUUCUCUGAGUUCCCCAGCUGCAGAAACUGGAGAUGUGGACCAGAGGCUGCAGAGCUGCCUCGUCACGGAUGCUGCGGCAGGGUCCCAGGACAACCUUUCUUUUUAUACAGCAUUUUCUUCGCCUAUUUAUACCAUGUGCAGCUAGGGGAACAAGUACAGAAUUUUUAUAUGCUCGCUAUCUAAAGGCUCAGUACAUAUAAUUCCAUAUAUGAUGUCUAUUUGUAGCUGGGGGCAUCCCGAGCAGCUUCUCUGUGGGAUUUUGUAGUUUCUGGGCCUUGGCCUGUAGUGAGCCCCUGAAAGCAGGAACCGUGCAUGUCACCUUGGUGUCGGCCUCUUACCCAGAAGCCAGCCCCUAACCCAGAUGUCAGUGAAAUGGCCUUGGAGCUGUCCGCAUAGAGACAGGCAGCCCCUCACUUUCUGCACAUGGAGAUGGUUUUUUAACCACAAA
Fukomys damarensis (Damara mole-rat) is the source of this 3729-nucleotide messenger RNA. RefSeq names its product spectrin repeat containing nuclear envelope family member 3 (gene Syne3). Lineage: Eukaryota; Metazoa; Chordata; Mammalia; Rodentia; Bathyergidae. Gene Ontology annotation, cellular component: cytoplasm; meiotic nuclear membrane microtubule tethering complex; nuclear outer membrane. Bases 177 to 3227 code for a protein of 1016 amino acids. The record is from RefSeq and is a predicted model, not a curated record. The transcript is spliced from 18 exons. Gene Ontology annotation, biological process: nuclear migration. Gene Ontology annotation, molecular function: actin filament binding.